Phacochoerus africanus (Common warthog) is the source of this 1641-nucleotide messenger RNA. It is a transcript of the gene IFT46, whose product is annotated as intraflagellar transport 46. The transcript has 12 exons. The record is from RefSeq and is a predicted model, not a curated record. Gene Ontology annotation, cellular component: intraciliary transport particle B; motile cilium; centrosome. Gene Ontology annotation, biological process: intraciliary transport; cilium assembly. Lineage: Eukaryota; Metazoa; Chordata; Mammalia; Artiodactyla; Suidae. Bases 333 to 1235 code for a protein of 300 amino acids.
AGUUAAAGGAAGUCUCGCGAUUUUUCUGUUUCUUUCUUUGCUCUUUAUUUAUUUAUUUAUUGUUUGCUUAGCUACUGACAACACGCCAGUUGCUCCCCUUCUUUCCAAGUAAAAGUGGCCUGGCCUGAGAUUAGGGUGAGACCCCAGCCCUAGGCUGGGGUUCCUUCCAGAUAGAAGAGACGGAUUCGGAGGGGCUACAGACCAAGAUUAUAGAAAACCAGACAUAUGAUGAGCGUCUAGAGAUUAACGACUCGGAAGAGGUUGCAAGUAUUUAUACUCCUCCCUCAAGACACAAAGGACUUCCUCAUUCUGCCCAUCUUCCUAACAAGACUAUGGCUGAUAACAGUAGUGAUGAGUGUGAAGAGGAAAAUAACAAGGAGAAGAAGAAGACCUCGCAGCUGACACCUCAGCGGGGCUUUAGUGAAAACGAUGAUGACGACGAUGAUGACUCAUCUGAAACCGAUUCUGAUGAUGAUGAAGAAGAGCACCGGGCCCCCCUGGAAGGGGCCUACGAUCCUGCAGAUUAUGAGCAUUUGCCAGUUUCUGCUGAGAUUAAGGAACUCUUCCAAUACAUCAGUAGGUAUACACCUCAGUUGAUUGACCUGGACCACAAACUGAAACCUUUCAUUCCUGAUUUUAUCCCAGCUGUCGGGGAUAUUGAUGCAUUCUUAAAGGUUCCACGUCCUGAUGGAAAGCCUGACAACCUCGGCCUGUUGGUAUUAGACGAGCCUUCUACAAAGCAGUCAGACCCUACGGUGCUCUCCCUUUGGUUAACAGAGAAUUCCAAACAGCACAACGUCACACAACAUAUGAAAGUCAAGAGUCUGGAAGAUGCAGAAAAGAAUCCCAAAGCCAUUGACACAUGGAUCGAGAGCAUUUCUGAGUUACACCGUUCCAAGGCCCCUGCCACUGUGCACUACACCAGGCCUAUGCCAGAUAUUGACACAUUGAUGCAGGAAUGGUCUCCAGAGUUUGAAGAACUUUUGGGGAAGGUGAGCCUGCCCACAGCGGAGAUUGACUGCAGCCUGGAAGGGUACAUUGACAUGAUCUGUGCCAUCCUAGACAUCCCUAUCUACAAGAGUCGGAUUCAGUCCCUCCAUCUGCUCUUUUCCCUCUACUCAGAAUUCAAGAACUCACAGCAUUUUAAAGCACUAGCUGAAGGCAAGAAAGCAUUCACCCCUCCAUCCAAUUCCACCUCCCAAGCCGGAGAUGCAGAGACAUUAACCUUCAGCUGAGGUACCCCCCGUGUGGCUCUGUUUCAAGGCUGAGCCGACUCCUCUGCCCCAUCUGAGAAGGAGGGAUCGUUGUCAGCCACCUGGCAGCCUUGCCUGCCUCACAGCUCGACUUGGGCACGGUGCACACACUACACCCUCUCUGCCGGAAAGCACUGCACAUGAUCGUGCAGUGGGCACUGCUAAUGCCCAUCUCAGAUUUCCUUCCCAUGGGAAUUGUGCGUGUACACCACUGUGAUACAUGGGUUUAAGUUGGAAGGAUGGAAAUUUCUGGGAUCCCAAGUUGCUCGGGUUGGGAGGAAGGCUUAAAAGAUGUUCUUUUUGAGAUAGCCGUAGAAUUGUUUUCUUUGAUUUAUUAAAAUUAAUCGGCAAAUAUUUUACAAAUAAAUUGCUCUUAUCUUGCAGGUUA